Messenger RNA from Moneuplotes crassus, 923 nucleotides. Lineage: Eukaryota; Ciliophora; Spirotrichea; Euplotida; Euplotidae. The record is from the annotation of a GenBank genome assembly.
AUGGAAACAACAAAGAAUAAUAAUACUAUGGACCAAAAAAUUCCGGAAAAUAACUUCGAUGACCCAUUAGCCAAGUAUGAUGACAUUGAUGUAUCGAAACAUGCAAUUGAGUUGAAUCAGAUUCAGUGUGCGUACUUACACAGCUUACUCCCUGGGAAUACAUAUAAAUUUCAGCCUGAAGAAUCUACUAAAAAUCAAAUGAUCAGAAGGAAAAACAAGAGAAAGAAGAAAGCUAAGUCUGGGAAAACAGAUAGUGUUAUCUCGAAUAGUGAUAAAAUGAGUUUUAUUGAAAGAAACCUUCCUGAAAAUAAUGAUAUAAUAAAGAAAAAGGAUUCAACUACCCCUUCAAAGGCCCCAGUGGUGAAGGAUAGAGAUGAAGUAUUCAGAAAUGGGUUUGAACAUGAAGAUAAGAAAUCAGAAGAGAACUAUGAUAAGGAGCUUGAUAUUUCUGAAUCGAUAAGCUCAUUUAAGAGUGAAGAAGAAGUGGGUCCUAAGAAGAAACCUUCUGAGGCUCAUUCUAUACAAAAAGCUGAAGAGUGAAAGGUUGAAAAACCUGCUUCUCAGUCAGAUCAAGCUCCUCCUCAGGAAGCUAAGAGUAAUGGAGAUCAACCAAGUGUAUUCCCUCGGCUUAGUAAACAAGAAAAGAGGAAGUUACGAGAGAACAUCUUUGAGCUAAAGACUAAUCAAAUAAAAGGAGUUAUUAAAAUAGUUACCAAAGGAAAAGAAAUCCAGAAGGAAAGCCUGGAGUUCGACAUUAGCAAACUUUCCCCCAGAACGGCACAUACUCUGAAAAAAUACGUGGAUGAAUGUAAAAGCUGAGGAGAGGCCACUCAGAUGGAGUCAUAAGCUCUGAGAGGGUAAGCUACUUCUUUGUGAUUUCCAGUGUAACAAAUACCGCAAUUAGAAUUCAUUUUUUGUUCUGU